This is a messenger RNA of Cooperia oncophora, 2031 nucleotides long. The record is from the annotation of a GenBank genome assembly. Lineage: Eukaryota; Metazoa; Nematoda; Chromadorea; Rhabditida; Trichostrongylidae.
AUGUCUGGAGAACGGCUCAAACUAGAUCCUUCUUUGCUUGUCGUUGACAGGAAUUGCUUUACGACUGCUAUGCGUCGGAUUACUCCUGCAUCGAGAAGAGAUCUUUCGAUCCCCUCUCGACAACUGGAUGAUCGCACGUCAAUACUGUUGCUGAGCACUGUGACAUCUUUGUUGAACAUACGUAUACCGUCAGGAUACAAGAGCUCACAGUCCGUCCAAAACAGCUCAGCAUCUGAAUUGGAGAAAGUGGUGCGAGCACUCGAACAACCACCGUGUGUUCCAGCAGUGCGUCUGUUGAUAUGCGGCAGUCCAUCACAUCCUGAUCUUGGUCAAACAUCCUAUGUCCUGCCUGCAGUACUUGGCAAGCUCGAUCAUCUACCCGUUUUUUCUAUAGCGGUAGCGAGAUUGUUCGCAGAUGGAAAACCAGAGGAAACGUUGGCGCAAACGAUUCAGUCAGCACUUCGUUCAGCAGCCAAUGGACCGUGUGUUCUGCUCCUGCCAAGCAUUGACCAAUGGUUUACAGUGGUUCCGCCAAGUGUCACACAUAUGCUCGCGACCGCUCUAGACUCCAUGCAUGGGUUCACGUCCAUCCUUUUCCUAGCUUCAUGUGACUGUGCUUACGAUUCGUGCUGCGACGAAGUCAAAGAUAUUUUCGGUCCAUCCCAGUGUGUCAGCCUUACACCCCCUAAGGAACUCUAUCGACGACACUAUUUUGAGCAUAUCAUUGCCAAUGCCCGGAUUCCUCCGAAGGUUUUCGACCCUUCGUUAUACAAAGAACCUGAGAAGGCUGAUCCAGAGGACGUCACAAUAGCUCGAAAGUUGAACGAAAAAGAGGCAAGGGAACUUGUAAAGGAGUAUGAGAGUCAGCUUCGCCGGUUCCGUAUCUGGGCACGAGAUAAACUAAGCGCUCUUCGGCGUGAUCGCCGCUUCACAAUUUUCGUCAAGCCGGUUGAUGUAGAAGAUGUCGAGGAUUAUUACGAUGUUAUAAAGAAUCCCAUGUGUAUAUCAGAAAUGGAAGAUAAAAUUGAUAGGCAGGAAUAUCUCCAUCCCGAUCAUCUUUUGAGUGAUAUUCGUUUGAUACGAGACAAUGCUAUUGAGUACAAUCCAGCGACUACUGAAGAGGGUCGGAUCAUCAGGCACAAUGCGCAUGCUCUCUGGGAAACUGUUGUUGAUUUGUUCGAUGUUGACUUGGAUGUGGAUUUCGUAGAGUCGCUUGAGAAUAAUGCUAAGAUGCUGGCUGAUGCAGGUGUUGAGCCAACAAACGAAAAGCUGUUAGAAUUACCACCUGGCUUCAAAAGAACUGUUCCGUGGAGUGUUAAUGCGGGAUAUGUGACGCAGGUGGCGAAGGAAGGCGUUGAGGAAAAGAAAAGUGAAAAACCAAUCGCACCGCCCAGGACUCUUGCUGGUGGAAUGCAAAGGGUGAGAUUCCGGAACAGAAGAAAGGGUGGUUAUGCUUUCCCCAAUUCAGCAAAGAAGAAGAAGACAGCUGCAAUUGUGAAGUCUCUCAAACAGUCAUUGUCUAACAGUGUCGAUGAAAGCUCCGAGGAACAGACUUCUCAAGGGGGUUCAGACGAAGAGUUAGUUGAAAAUGGUGUUCCAAUGGAGAUAGUUGUUGAAGAGAAGAAGAAACCUGAAUCGCCGGGCAAGAGGUCUCUGGUUCUUUCGGAGGCUCGACUAAGUGAAGUUGUCAAUAAGUGUGUAGAACGUACGAAUGGAUGGUCCGUGACCGAAUUGGAGCGACUGGCUGCCGUGAUUUCCCAUGAUAUUGAAGAAUAUCGAGAUAAAUGGGAUCGUUCAAAACUGCCGUCCAAGCUAAUAUCCACUGUCACUUCAUGGGGAGCGACUUCCGGAAGAGUUAUGGAUUUCCAGAAUAGAGCUGGAGGAAAAACCGGAGGUGGUGGUGUUGCAUCUGCUCAAGAUGCUGGAGUGGAUCGAAGGGAACGGCUAAGGCAGUUGGCGUUGGAAACAAUCGAUUUACAGAAAGGAUCCAUAUUUUAUGGCGAAAUCAAUCUGGGCACUUUUAUAGUGUGA